Messenger RNA from Solea senegalensis (Senegalese sole), 29672 nucleotides. RefSeq lists its product as uncharacterized. Bases 3 to 27755 code for a protein of 9250 amino acids. Lineage: Eukaryota; Metazoa; Chordata; Actinopteri; Pleuronectiformes; Soleidae. The transcript is spliced from 62 exons. The record is from RefSeq and is a predicted model, not a curated record.
CCAUGGCUCAACCUCAAACUCAUCUUCAGCCCAUGGCUCCACCUCAAACUCAUCCUCAGCCCAUGGCUCCACCUCAAACCCAUCCUCAGUCCAUGGCUCGUCCUCUGACCGAUCCUCAGUCCAUGGCUCAUCCUCAGACCCGUCCUCAGUCCAUGGCUCAACCUCAAACCUAUCCUCCGCCCAUGGCUCCACCUCAAACCCAUCCUCAGUCCAUGGCUCAACUUCAAACCCAUCCUCAGUCCAUGGCUCACCCUCCACCCAUGGCCAAUUCUCAAACACAUAGCCAGACUGUGACCCAUAUUCAACAAGUACCCUUGCCAAAUCAACCUGCACGUGUGAUCCAACAUCAAACCCAAACUCAACCUAUAGUCCAGCCACAGGGCCAUUCUCAGCCUAUGAUUCGGUAUCUAAUGCAUGCUGAUUCAUCAAUGCAGCGCCAAGGUCAAAUCUCACCUGCCCAGAUGCAGGCUUGGGCUCAAGUCAGAGCUGCAUCCCCAAUGUCUGCCCAGCAACAACAGGCGCAACCUCACUCUUAUCCACAGGGUUAUUCCCAGGUUCAGUCACCAUCACAGCAGUGGACACCCAAACAGGAACCACAGAAUCAAGCCUUUUCACAGCAGAGACACCCCAUUCCUCAAGCUUACCAUCAGCAGACAGAUCAAACCUCACAGUCUCAGGCAUAUCCAGCUGUCCAGAUUCGUCCACAGUGGGCCCAUCCUAGGCCCCAGCAAGGUCCUCAAAUAGGGACACCUGUGUAUGCUCACGUGGGGCCAACAUUUACUCUUCCUCAAACACAACCAAUGCCACAAACACAACCCCCAAUAAGGCCUCAGAGAAUGCAGCAGCAGCAGACACAACACCAGCCCCUACCUUAUCCUCAGUCCCUCUCUCAGCAAUAUCCACAAGUCCCUCAUCGACAUGAAAAUCAGUAUCACCCUCGACCUCAAAUGCAAACUCAAAUACCUUCCCAAUCACAGACAGCACAUUUAGCCCAUCCUCCACGUCUUUCACAGUCCCAGCUUCAAACACAGAUGCAGACCCCAUCCCAAACAAACAUCCCAACACAGCCAAUGGUAGCUGAAAAAUCCAGUGCUGCGCAGCCUCAACAGGCUCAACAGCCUCAACAGGCUCAGCAGCCUCAACAGCCUCAGCAGCCUCCGCAGACUCAGGUCAAUCUUCAGCUCCAGGAGCUCCCUCCACACCCCAAAUGUCAGGCCCAGCAGCCUCCGCAGACUCAGGUCAAUCUUCAGUUCCAGGAGCUCCCUCCACACCCCAAAUGUCAGGCCCAGCUACAGCUACAGCCUAAGAUUCAGUCACAAGUUCAAACAAUAGGUGAAGCUCCUUUCCAGCCCACAUCUCUUGUCCAACCUGCAACACAACCAGAGGUUCAAUUGCCACCUCAAACUAAGGUUUAUUUACCAAACCAACCUAAGACUGAAUCAGUGCCUCAACCUGUAUAUGACACUCAGUUGCCACCACAAGUCACAACUCAGGCACAGCUACCACCACAACUUCAGCCUCAACCUCCACAGGCCCAAUAUAGCACACAUUCCAAGUCUCAAUCACCCUCACAGGAAAGACCUCAUACCCAACCAAUUCCUCCACAGGUGACUGUGCUGCCUCAGUCCCAGGCUGAGUCACCAGACCUCUGCAUCAAACCUCCAGCCUUGGCCCAGGCACCUCCACAGGCCUACACAGAGGCUUACACCAAGGCCCAGGCUCUGGCCAGGAAUGGCUUUGAGGAGGCAAAGCACUGCCUACAGCAGCACAUCCUGGAAGCCAUCAAUGUCUUCAAAGACAAAUGUAUCUCAGCCGAGCAAAUAUCAGUCAAAGAGGCAACACUCAAGACCCUGGACCCUGAGUUACUGGACGAGUUCCUGAGAGCAGCCAAGGGCAUGGAGGCCUUUUGCACUCCGUCACAACUCAGAGAUAUGGAGUUUUUCACCCAGUCUGUCAUAUCACAGUGGGAGGCAGUGAGAACUGAGAUCUCAGGCUUUUUGCAACAAUUACGGUUUGAAGUAACAAGGCGAGACUUUAACACAGCUGCCCUGCAGUGUGAGAUGCUCUUAAGCUCUGGCUUAGAAACACAAAUUCAGGCCUGCUUCUCGGUGGACGGCAGCUUUGCGCAGGCAGGGCAGCACCUGGAGGCUCUGAGGGAGCUGUGUGACACGCUGAGCCCGGAGGACGCUCACCGCCUGGCCCAGACCCAGCUGAGGGAGUGUGAGAAGAGGCUGGCUGCCAUCCAGCACCAGUUCAGCGGAGACCAAGACGCACCACUCCCCGAGUCUAGGAUCUCUGUUGCCUUCAGUGAGGAUGUGACCGCGCAGAAGGAGCAUGAAAUGCCUCAAGUCUGUGUGGAGGUGUCCCAAGUAACGAUGAAGACCCUCAGUGUGGAGAAGAGGGAGGUUGAAAAGCAAACAUCUGUAGAGGAAGAAGUGACCAAGAAGGAAGCUUCAGAGAGAUAUGAGAAUUGUAAGAAGACGCUGCAGGCUCAACUCGCCAAAAACGAACAGAGCAUCAAGGACGUCCCAUCGGACGCAGUCUCUCUCAAAGGCUUGCAUACAAGACUGCAGGAAAUACAGUUCUUGAGGCAGGAGACAGAGUCUCUGUGGUCCGAGUACGGACUCCUGUGGUCCCAGGUCUUCCAGCUGAGUGGUAACACAGGUCUGGAGCAGGAGAAAGCGGAGCUGCAGGAGCAGUGGCGCCGCCAACUGUUGAACCUUCAGAGGAGAGGGAGUUCGCUGGGCGCCGCCCUCAGACAGAUCGACUCCACCGAGAACCACAUGGUGGACUUCACGGACCGCAUGGACCGCUACCUGAGGCAGCCCAAAGACAUCACGGCUUUCACGCUGGCUAAUACCAACAUCCUGAAGGACAUUAAGGAACUGGAUGACAACAUUCAGAAUGAGCUGGACCAACUUUCCCGCUUGGACCCUGAAUCCAGCGAUCUGGACCCCAGAGACUGUUUCCCACUGUCCCGCGAGGUUGAAACCCACAGAACCAGCCUGGACCAGCUCCGACAACAGGUCCGGAAGAGCAAAGCAGCCGCCCGAGCCCUUGACCGGUUCCUCAUGUCCCUGCGCACGGUGGACGAAGACAUCUCUGGAGUCCAAGGGACGCCCUGCAGCGACGCUGCAGUGCUGCAGGACGGUCGCUCCAAGCUGGCGCUGAUCCGACAGAGCAUCGACAGUCUGAAGGAGAAGGCUCCUCAGCUGGAUCUGCUCCUGCAGGGAGCCAGGCUGACCAUCACCCGGGACGGCGUCCCGGCCUCCUGUCUGGACAUGGUGACCGCUCUGCUGCGGAGGCUGGAGGAGGCCGACAGCGGCUUGGCCGCUCAGCAGCGGGGUCUGGUGAAGGAGACGCAGGGUAAAUCCCUGGGCCUGAGGAAGAGGGCGCUGCUCGUGGAGCUGAGGAAACUUCAGGACACGAUUGAAACGCAAGGCCUGAAGGAGCCGACCUUACCUGCUGUGCAGCACAGACUUCGCGGCCUGUCAGAUUUGGAGGGCCAGAUUCAGAGCCUGCAUGCAGAGCUCCAAAAUGUCCGUGACCUGCAGGAGAAACAGGGAGGAGGAGAAGACCUCCUGCAGGAGCUGGAGACUCAGUGGGGGGACACUCACAGAGGGUUUUCUGACCGGAAGAAGCAGUACAGCCUCCUGCUGGAGAAUCUGAAGAAGUUCCAGAGCUGCCGCAGUCGUUUGAGCAGCACCAUGCAGAGGGCGGAGCAGACCGUCAGUGAGCAGGCGUCGUACAUGGGCAGAGACAACCUGCAGAGAAGCAUGACCAAGGUGCGUGACAUUAAGGAGGAGCUUGGUGGUCUUGGGGAGCCCAUUGAGGAGAUGAGAGGUGUUUGCAAACAGUUGCAGACACAACUGAAGAAGUUUCCCGACUGCAGCGAGAGUCCAUAUGAAGCAGAGGCCCACACACUGAUGGACAACUACCUGGACGUGACAGAGAAGACUGACGCUUACAUGGACAACCUCCGGGUGGGACUGGAGCUGUGGGACAAGCAGCUGAUGCUCGGUGGAGAGGUGGACGUCUGGGCGGGAGCCAAACUCGCCCUGUUUGCUGAGAGCCAUCCCUUCUACAACGAGCAAGAUGUACUAACCAUGAGGGAUGAGAUUCACACUCACGAGGAGAACAUUGAGCAUUUCCACAAAAAGUCUGUGGAGAUCCAGGAGAUGCUGCAGAGUCAGGAGGCUCCACUGGAGCUGCAGGUGAUGGAAACACAGCUGAGGAAAAGGAUGGAGCAGGUGAAGGAGCUCUUCACUGACUGCACCGACGUCUUCGAGGAGCUGAUCGCUGUGAAGAAACACCUCGCUGAGAAGAUCGAUGAGUGCCAGUCAGCUGUGGAGAGCAUCCAGUGCUCUCUCAGUAAGACGGAUGCUUCAUCGCCGAAGGUGGAAGAACAGAUACAGGAUCUGGUGAAAGAUCUGCAGGCUCAGGAGGAGCAGGCUGAGGCUGUGUUGAAGGAGGUGGCGUUGGUUUCCAGUGUGGCCAGUUCUCAGGUGCUGGAGGCUCUUUCUGUGGACUCCGACAGGCUGAGGGAGGCCAUCUCCCGCACCAAAGACAUGAUCCACCUGAAGACAGAGGAGAGAGACAAGGGUCUCCUCAAAGUGCUCCAAGAUGAAAGGAAGUCAUUUGAAGGAUGGUACCAGGACCUGCAGUUGUCUGUCAAUGAGUGCUUUGAGAACCCUGAGAGCAGAGCAGACGUGGAGACGUCUCUGCAGAGACUCUCUAGUUUCUUAAAAUCCAACGACGCAGAGAGACGCCUGGAGCAGCUGAAGGUUCAGCUGGACAGAGGCAGCCAGCAGGUUCCUCCUGAGCAGCUCGCAGAACUCAACACCUGGCUGAAGGAGCAGCGGGAGGAGGUGGAAACGUUCAGAUCCCACUGCCUUAACCGGCAGCAGCAGAUGGAGUCGCUCCUCGGCGACUUAAACAGUCUACAAAAGCAGCACGACAGCUUCCGUGAGUGGCUGCAGGUCACGGAGAAACAGUCUGCGGUGUCACAGAAAGAUGAAGAUCUUCUCAAAGACCUCCAGGACAAGAGCGGCAGAGCUGAGGCCCUGAGGGAGCUGCUGGCCUCGUUACGCAGACAAGGCGUCAGAGCCGAAAGCCUCCUGAAGGACGGCGAUAACCUGAUCCAGCGCUACAAGAACCUGGAGGCCAGGCUGCAGAAACGGGCCAAGACCCUGAGUGACCUGCAGGGGGAGCACAACAGUUUUAAUACCCUGACUGAGAGCACAAGGACCUGGAUCCGAAACCUCCUGCGACCCCUGACCGACACCGACAGAGAGGCCCAGAGUGAGCGCAGCGGGUCCUGGAUCAAAAACAUCUUUAAGUUCCUCAGCAAACCUGGAACUAAGAACCAGAGUGAGGAGAUAAAGAGCACAGCACAGACGAUCCUGACCUCCAAACCUGAAGGAGACUCAAAGCUGGAGAACCUGAAGAGUCUCAGCCAAAGUCUGUGUGACCACGAGGACCUGGACGAAACCAGGAGACAGGACAUCCAGCGCUCACUCAGAGACACAGAGGAGCAGUGGAGAGAAGCUCUGCAGAUGGCCGAGGACACUCUGAGCGAGGCGGAAAAACAGGACCUGUUAGACCAGGACCUGGAUGCUUUAAAGACCCUGAACGAAAGUGUCCAGUCCUGGAUACGAGACCAGGAGGAGAAGCUGCAGUCUGUCCACAGUCACAUGCAGGUGGAAGAGAAGAUACAGGUCGCACAUACGGUUUUGUGCGAGGGCGAGUCCAAGCUGCUGGUCCUGAGGACGCGAGGCCAGAGUCUGCGAGAGCGCCUGCAGGAGAGCAGGAGAGCGGAGGUGGAUCGGCCGCUCUGGGACACGGAGCAGCAGUGGACGUCGGUCGUGCAGGCCGCAAGUCUGGCAGAACUGCGGAGUCUGUCUGACGACUUUGACGCUCAGAGCAAAGACACUCGCGCCUGGGUCAGAGAGCGACAGCAGAAGAUGCAGUCGGCGGGUUUUCAGACGCCGCCCGAGGAAAGACGUCUCACAGCUCAGACCAUCUUGGACGCCAGACCUGACGGCGACUGUAAGGUCAACAAUCUGAGGAGACGAGGCCAGAGCGUGUGCGACCACAAAGACGCAGACGAGGGCAGGAGGGAGUUUGUUCAGCGGGCGGUCAAAGACACGGAGGAUCAGUGGAGGACGCUGCUGAACGCCGCCCAACAGGUCAAAGGUGACGCGGAGGCUCAGGUCGCCGACGACACAGAGAGGAGGACGUUCCAGCUGAUAGAAUUUGACACCUGUCAUCUGGACACUGGACGCUGGCUUGAAGACAUCCAACAGCGUCUGUGCUCAGUGAGCAGCCAGACGUCAGCUGAGGACAGACUGCACUCGGCACAGGACAUCAUGAGCUGCAAACCUGAAGGAGACUCCAGGCUCCAGGAGCUGAGGAGACGAGGACAGAGUCUGUGCAGUCUGGACGUCGACGACGACCAAAAAAGACGAGUGGAGGAGCAGGUGAGAGCCGCCGAGGGGCGGUGGGCCGGAGCCGUGCGGGAUGCCAAAGAGACUCUGGAGAGGGCGGAGAAGCAGUGUUCGCUGGAGGGUCAGCUGAGGGACUACGAGGUCCAGAGAGAGAGCACCAGAGUCUGGCUGCAGGACAAGCAGCAGAGCCUGGUCGCCCUGGAGAGUCAGAGGGAUCCAGAGAAGAUCAUCGUCACUGCGCAGACGAUCCUGAGCUCCAAACCCGAGGGAGACGCCAAGCUGACGGAGCUGAGGAGACGCAGCCAGAGUCUGUCUGACCAGCAGGACGUGGAGGACGACGUGAAGCGGGAGGCCCGGCGGACGACGGAGGACUCCGAGGAGCAGUGGAGGACGGUGCUGCAGAGCGCUGAGAGCAGCCUCGGCAAGGCCGAGGUCCAAUACUCGCUCUCCAGGGAGGCGGAGGCCUUGUGCUUCCAGGCCGAGAGCACCAAGGCCUGGGUCCAAGACCUGCAGGAAGAGGCCGACGCCAAGGGCAGAGGCCCUCGGGGAAGUCAGGCUCAGAUAGAGGACCGACUCAACACUGCACAGAUCAUCUUAAGCUCCAGGUGCAACGCCGAGGCUCGCGUGGCCGAGCUGAAGAGACGAGUGCAGAGUCUCUGUGAGCACAAAGACCUGGAGGACGAGAAGAGGCUGGAGGUGGAGCAGACGGUCGGAGACAUCGAGGAGCAGUGGAGGACACUCCUUCAGGCUGCCGAGGACACGCAGAGAGAGUUGAAGGACGUCGUGGAGCGCCAGACGUCCUGUCGCUACAAGCGCGUCCAGGCCGAGUCGCGUCUCUCUGAGAUCCAGGCGCAGGCGUCCGCGCUGCCGCGGCUCUUUCCCUGGCCGGGCCUGGGAGAGCGGAGGCAGGCGGUGGAGAGGGCGCGGGGGCUGCUGGAGCAGAGCACGGCGCUGGCUCCUGUGCUCGCACGCGUUCGCGCUCAGGCAGCAGAACUGUUUGAGGUCACUCAGGAUCCAGACUGGGCCGACGCGUCCUGGUCGACCGGGGAGGAGACGACGAUCCCCGCUCUGCUCAAAGAGCUGACGGAAACGGUGGCGCUCAUGGUGCAGGGCGUCAUGACGGAGAGACAGUGCACUCAGCUGGUGGAGCAGCAUGAAGCAGCUCAGGACUGGCUGAGGGAACACGUCAAAGGCCUGGAAGAACCUCCGGCCGACAGACAGGGUCUGCACAACACUGUCAACACGCUGAAGGCUUUGCUGCAGACGGUGGAGCGGGAGCACAGAGAGAUGAAGGAGCUGGACUCGGCCAGAGACGACCUGCUCAGCCUGUGCACGCCCGGCGGCCGCGCCGCUCUCGCCCUGAACGUCGGCCACCUCCACGACCUCUGCGCCGCCUCGGAGCAGGAGGUGAGGAGGCGGCUGGCGCUCUGCGAGUCCCGUCUGGAAGGACUGGAGCUGCAGCUGGACCAGAGGAGCCGGGAGCUGAAGGAGAGGGCGGCGGCGCUGCAGUGGGAGCUGCGCUCUCUGGACCAGGCGCUCACCUACAGUGAACCGCAGAACAACAUUGCUCAGCUUCAGCAGCACUGGAGCAGCCUGCAGAACUGUGAGAAGUCGCUGGAAGAUUUGGGCGUGAAAGUUCACGACCUCCGCGAGGAAGUGAGGUCAGCGCCGGACACCAGCGAGCUUCCUGCAGAAAUAGUCCGAGUGGUGGAGUCUUUAUGUCAACAACAUGACAGUUUGAAGUCCAGGCUGAAUGAGCAUCGAGGCACCUGCACCACAAACACAGUGCGCUGUCUAAGAGAGUGUCUGGAUGCCCUGCAGCAGUGGAGUCAAAGCAAACCGUCACAGACCGUUUCCUCUGUGCAGGGGACGUUAGACGAGGGUGAAAAGUUGCAGGCCAGACUGCGGGAGGCGCUUUCUCAUCACGAGUUUCUGACAGACUGCCUGACACCAGUUUUGUUUGUGAAACUGGAGAGAGACGGAUCAGAAACACUCGGAGAAGCUGAGACUCAUAAAAGCUCCCUCAACUGGAGCUUAAAGGACCUUGAAGAAGAGGAGAAACAAAGACAACAUGACCUUCAGUCCUCUGAUGUCCAGUCCAUUAGUCUGAAGAAGACAGGGACCUCUUUCGUGGCACCGCCAAGAAAAAGCAAGCGCUCUCCCGAGAAAAAAGCCCAAGUUAAGCUGCAAAAACCCAUUCCAUUAACAGGAGAAUCCACAUCUGCUGAGGACGUCUUGUCAGUUUCAGUUGAGGCUUUGCAAACUGAGACUUCAGCGCCAAAGCCUGACGUGACAGACUCCACGGAAGACGCCGAGACUGCCGCAGAGGAAACGUCAACAUGGAAAUCUGUUUCAGAAACCAUCACCACCACUGAAGAGGCACAACUUAAAGGUUCAAAGCCCGAUGUCACGGGUGAACCCAGUGAAGCUGCGGCCGGUGAACCCUCACUGAUCCAGGACGUCACUGAAACCGUUGUUCAAGAAGAAACUACACCUGUACCAUCCAGAAGAAAAACCAAAACCAAAACCACUGUCUCAUCCAGACCACUUAUUCUGGACGGGACAAGGAUUCCUGACCCUGUAAAAACUGAUGUUGAGGAUGAACUCACCAAGAAAGUUCAUGAGAUCCCAGAAUCACUCACAGAGCAAGUAAAGACAACGGCAGAGCCCGGGCAAUCUGGUGAAGAGGCAAUGAGUCUAGAAGUGUCCCAGGCAAUCACGGAUGCAGAAACUAAACAGUUAAAGGAUGAUUUUGAAAGUCCAACUCUCCUGACUUCAGAGCCUGUCACGGAAACAGAUGCAGAACAACCCAAGUCUGGUCUUCAAACACAAGAGUUGGAGAGUUCAGAACUUUCCACAGUUUCAGAGCCGUUUACUGCACAGACUUUAAUUGCUGAUUACUUUGAAGAGCUUCAGGAAACUAAGAAAGAACCUGACGACGGGGAAACUUCAAUUGUGCAGGUAACAAUAGAGUCGACUGAAACUGCUUCUGUGGAAGAACGUAGACUCUUGCCAAGUGAAAAACAGGUUGAAGACACCAAGACCGAAACACCUGAGGCUGAUAUUGUGGAGGAAAGUAAGGGUGUACCACCCAGAAAGAAGUAUAAGAGUGGUGAGCCAGUGUCAGGAGCUGAGGAGUCUACAUGUGUGGUCAAAGUAUCAGAGAAGUUUUUAACCACAGAGUUUGUGCCAGGGCUACUAGAAAGGGCUGCUUCAGAGACAAUUGAGAUUUUACUACCUAAGCGAAAGUCAAAAGGUCCAACGCGUUCUCAGAAACACACAGAUCAGCUGGCAACACACAUGGAGGGGGAACCUGAAAGUCAACCAUCUGACUUGAGUUUGAAGGAGCAAACUGAAAGUGCUGGUGUUGCUUCUCGAGAUGAGGAACCUAAAGAUAACAAGAAAGAAUAUGGCGACUUGAAGACGUCUUCAAUUACAAAGGAGGUCACUGAGAGAACUGAAAUGACUGUGAAGGAAUAUAAGCUUUCUCCAACUAAAAGAAGACCAAAGGGACCAAAGCUCUCCCCUGCACAUGGUACCAAGGGGGUGGGAGAUACCAAGCAACUGCCUGACAGCCAGGAGCCAUCCAGAGAGCAAACUGAAAAUGUUGUGGAAGGAAUUGAAUCACAGAGUCUUGAAGUCUCCACAGUUAUGGAGAAAAUGUCUCCCCACGAUAGAACUGUUGGUGCAGAGGAACCUGAAAAGACUCCCAUUGUCACAGAGUUUGGUGAAGGUCAAGCUGAAUUUGUUGUUGUGGAAAAAAGUAAAUUAUCACCACCAAGGAGAAAGUCAAAGAGAACUGAGCUACCUCUAAAACCUGCUGACGAUGAGACACCGCAGGCAUUGGAGGAGCCAGAAGGUCAGAAACCUGUUGUGAUUUCCAGUGUCCAAAAGGAAAAAGCUCUUGACAUUCUCCCAGCAUCUGAUUCAGAUAAAUCAGCUGAUGUGGCAUCUGAACACAUCACCGAAGCUGAUCAAAAGUCCUCAACUCCAGAUGAGGCCACAAGCCAGAUCUUGCCAGCCAGAAGAAAGUCAAAAAGUCCAAACGUUUCUCCAGAACUUUCACCCAUGGAGGAAACACAGGCUGUGGAAAAACUUGACAGUCAGAAAACUGAAGCUGCUAUUGUGGAGGAACCUAAGGCUUUACCCAGCAGGAGGAAGUCAAAGAGUCCAAAGGUCUCUCCAGAAGCUCCUCGCAAGGAGGAAACACAGGCUAUUGACCAAACUGAUAGUCAGAUAACUGAAGCUGCUAUUGUAGAAGAACCUAAGGUUAUACCCAAGAGGAAGUCAAAGAAAGGCCCCGACAGUCCAAAGCUAUCUUCAACUGAACCAACUGGAAUGACCGUUGAGGUAAAAGGAAAGCUGUCGCCAUCGAAAAGAAAAACAAAGGUCCCAGAACUUUCUCCUGAAGUUGUCACUAAGGAUGAGGCACAGAUUGUAAAAGAGCCUGAACUACAGACAUUGAUGGAGCAAACUGAGACUGAUGUUACAACAACUCGAGCACCAGUUUGUGACAUUACUGUGGCUGCUGUUGUGGAGUUCAAGGAAGGUGGGAAUGAGCUUGAAAUCCAUAAAUCAACUUCAACUGGAGAGGCAGUCACUGAAGCAACGGAGAUUACUGCUAUUGACGAAAGUAAGGUCUUGCCCAGUAGAAGAAAGACAAAGAGUCCAAAAGUUUCUCCAGAACCUUCUCUAAAGGAGAAAAAACAGACCAUGGAAAAGCCUGACAGUCAGAUAACUGAAGCUGCUGUUGUGGAAGAACCUAAAGUCGUACCCAACACGAGGAAGUCAAAGAAAGUCCCUGCCAGUCCAAAGCCAUCUUCAACUACAGAGGUGGAUGCAGGAAAAACUGAAAUAACUGUUGUUGAAAAAGGAAAGCUGUCACCAACCAAAAGAAAAACAAAGGCCCUUAAAGUUUCUCCAGAGCUUUUUGCCACAGUCCGAGCAAAUACUAAUGAAGAGUCUGAAAGUCAAAUGCCAUCUUCAGGUCCAGAGGACGUCACAGAAUCAACUGAUAUUUCUAUGAUGGAAAAGGGAACACCAGAUGUCACUGUUGUGGAAGAAACAAUGCUAAUACCGACUGAGGUUUGCACAGUCCCAGAGGCAGUCUCUGCUCCCGAAAGACCUGCUGAAGACGGCAAGAAGACAUGCACUGAUGACGAGAAGCCUGUCACAACUUCAGAGAUCAUCGCAGAGAAGACUGAAAUUGCAAUUGUGGAAGAAACUAAACCCAUAAGCCAGGAAAAAGACAUCAAGAGUGAUAUUACCCAGACGUUUGAGAUAAAGCCAGUUCACCCAGUAGCUGAACGCGACUCCACUCAGACCACUACUCUUGAGUCAGAGGUGACAGAAAUGAGCCCAACUGAGCAAGAAAUAAUAAAACUAAGUGAAUCUAUGAGUCAUCUUAAACUUGUGGCAACCACACUGAAAAAACAGGAUAAGGAACAAGUCUCUGAUGAACCAUUAAAACCAUCUUACAAGGAAACAUGUGUCAUUGAAAAGUCUGAGAGUCAAAUAACGGAAGCUGUGGUCAUGGAUGAACCUAAGGUUAAACCCAACAAAAGGAGGUCAAAGAAGAGUGCUAAUGGUAAGAAGCCAUCUUCAGUGGUCACAACACUGACCAAAAUGACUGAGGUGGAAAAAGAAAUUCUUUCACCAGAAGUUUCCUUCGAACUUGCCAAUAAGGAUCAGAUUCCGACUGAGAAGAUAGAAGAUCAGAUGUCAUCCAAAAUGCAAACCGAUGUUGCUGUCGUGGAAGAAACCACGCUUUUGACAGGAGAAAUAUCAAACACUUUUGAGGUUUGUGCAGUUCCAGAGGUAGUCUGUGACCUUGAAAGGCCUACUGAUGUAGAAGAUAAAGAGUCUACAAAAGAACUUGACAUUGUGGAAUCUGCAGAGGUUGCUACGGAAAAGUCGGAAACUGCGGAUGUGGAAGAAGCUAAACCCACAAGUCAGGGGGUCACUAAUCUUGUUACGUCGAUUGCCCGUCAGUUAAUAGAAACUGCAGGGGAGAUUCAAACUUCUCUAGUAGACAUGAUCAUUUCUCAAGUUGGAGUUUCAGAUGCGAAUCGGGAAGUUAGAAAAGAGGUUGUGGUACCGACUGCAGAUACUCACCAACCUCAACUGGAGAGUCCUACUUCUCAUCCUCAAGAUGAACCCCUGGAGUCUAAAGGUGACUCUAAAAAGGCCUUAGACCAAACCAUAGAUGCACCACAUGAAUCAGAAGACAUUGACAACUUACUGAAAGAGACAACAGAAAUUCAGAGGAGAUAUUUGAUACUCGAUGUGACUCGAACCACCCAGGCACAGGAGAUAAAGCCAGGCCACCCUGAAGCUGAAGGAGACACCACUCAUGAGGCAGAGGCAGAUGUGACACUAAUAAGCCCAACUGAGCAACAGAUCAUCCAACUAAGUGAAUCCAUGAGUCAUCUUAAGCUCAUUGAAACCACAAAGAAAAAAGAUAAAGUGGACAAGAAACAUGGUGUCAUUCUACAACUCGAUAAAGAAGAGACGGCAAAGGAGCCAAAAUUAGACAUCACUGAAACGAGUACAGAGAGGGAAGAAGGGCCAGAAAAGAAAGAACGGACUAGUCCUGAUAAGCCUGGGGUUGGUGUAACUGAGAUAAAUGUUCAAGUCAGCAAAACUGAAUACAGUGUCCAAGAACAGCCUUCUACACUGUUGCUACAUGACGUAGACAAACCACCCAAAAGCUUGGAUGAAAACACUUCCAUUGAGAAAAUCCACACAGAGCCUGAAGUAUGCGUUAUACAACUAGAUGUACAGACCACGACAGAGGCGCAACAGCCAAUAAUAAAUAUUCAAACAAAUGCCCAAGAAGAAAAAGAGCCAGGAGUCAAUGCUCUGAUUACUGUUGAUGUUAAACCAGAAGACACCGCAGGUGGGGUCGUUGAGAUUAAGGUGCAAGAAAGAAAAGUUGAAAGUCAAACCAAUGUGGUUCAAAUGGACUCAGCUCCGCCUGCUGAAUCGCUUCAAGCAUGUGACACAGAGCAAGAAGUCACAGAAACAAGCAUGCAUGAGGAAAGCAGGAGUGAAAUGGUGACCUUGAAAUCCAAAGAGGAAAAACCAAAAGAAAUGCAUCCUGAAACAUCAAUACAUGUAACCAAGAGCCUGGAUGAAAAGAUGGUGACGACUCAUGUGGAGCGUGAAAUACGCGUCAUACAACUCGAUAUGCCGACCACUUUUGAGGAGCACGAAAAAACACAUGUCAAGAUAACCAAAGAGCUAAAGACAGAUGUACAGACACAGAGCGACAACGGGCCUCCAAACAAAGAUGAGACUGUGGCUGACGAGCACUCAGAAGGUGCUGCCGAAAAGACAAAAGAAAUCAAGUCAGUCACUGAGGUCAUCAUAAAGGACCACAAAAUCACAUGUGUUGCAAUGACAGAGGAGCCAGGCACUGAAAGAGAACAGACUACUGCCCUUAGUGAAACAGUUCCACAAGACAAAGAAAAUGAAGAUCAGACUGAUGGGGAGGUGCCCAUGGUAGAAGUGAGGGUAGAGAAACUUGACAAGGAAGAACCACAGGAGGCUCAAGAAACCAUUUGUGUCAUCACACCUAAAGAACCACAGGCAGAUGAAGAUGCAUCUCUGAGUCUGGAUGAAACAUCUGUUAUUGAGGAAAAAGUGGACAUUGAGCCUGAAGUGUGUGUUGUACAACCUGGAAUCACUUGUAUCAUCAUGACAGAGGAGACAAGGAUUGAUGCAGAAGUGAUCGCCCUUUCUGGAAAACUUCCAGACGACAAAGAAAAGCCAGAUCAGACUGAUGGCGAGGUGACCAUAAUAGAAGUGAGUGUUGAGAAACUUGACAACGAUGAGCCACUAAAGCCUGACAAAACAGUUUGUGUUACCACACCUAAAGAACCACAGGAAGACGAAGAAGGACCUCAGAGUCUGGAUGAAACAUCUGUUAUUGAGGAGAAAGUCCUCAUUGAGCCUGAAGUGUGUGUCGUACAACCUGGGAUUACCUGUAUUGUCACCACAGAGGGGACAAGGAUUGACAAAGAAAAGCCAGAUCAGGCUGAUGGCGAGGUGACCAUGAUUGAAUUGAGGGUUGAGAAACUUGACAAGAAUGAGCCACCGGAGGCUGAUGAAACAAUUUGUGUUAUAGUUGCUGAAAAGCAAGAGGAUGGAACUCAGAGUGAUGCCAUCGAGCCAUCAUCUGUUGAUUUAUCAGCAGCUCAACUGAAUAAGACAUUGCCAGAAAUUACCUUGCCUGAGCAGGAAUUUAUCAAAGAAGGACAUGCGCAACUGUUGGAACCUAAAAUGCAUGAUGUAUCCAAGAGCCAGGAUGUAAAAUCUGAGAGUGAACAUGAACUCAAAACUGUCACAACUGAAAAGGACCCAGCACUGGAAUCAAGUAUCCAGUUGGAGACGGUUACAGAAAGCAAGGAGAUGAUUCCCACAGAUUUUCAGCCUGACAACUCGACAGUGGAGAUGAGCAUGGUAGAAGAGAAAGACAAAGCAGCUGAAUCUCUGCCUGAACUUGGUGUCACCGAUGAAGCUCAAACUGACAAAGACAAAACAGAUGCAACAGAAAAAGAGGAGGAGCCAGCGAGACCCAUUCAGGAUCAACAGACGAAAACAGGGGCCGAAGUAGAUCUACAAGAUAUUCCGUUCCCUGUAGCCACCACUGAUGAAGUCAAGAUCCAGAUGAUUGAUUCGUCAAAGGUGUCUGUGCUGGGUGAAACAAAGACAACGCUUGUAGAUAUUAGCAAACCUGAACAAGACCUCAAGCCUGGUGAGAUGAAAUUGAUCCAAGUGGAGCGUCAAAUACGCUUUAUACAACUUGAUAUGCCCACCACUCUUGAGCAGCAUUUGACAUUUGUCAAGAUAACAGAAGAGCCAAAGAUGGAUGUGGAUACUUCAAAACCAAGAGAAACAGUGAUGAAGACAGACCCCCAAGAUCUUGAAGUGCAAGAAGACAAGUCUGCACAAGGUUUUUACAAAGGUUUGAAAAAAAUACUAAGUGAAACACUUCCAGAAGAUAAAGAAAGGCAAGAAAAGACUGACGGUGAGGUGACUGUGAUCAAAGUGAGGGUUGAGAAACUUAACAAGGAUGAGCCACUGGAGGCUGCUGUUAUUGAGGAGAAAGUUCUCCCUGAGCCUGAAGUGUGUGUUGUACAACCUGGAAUCACCUGUAUUCUCACUACAGAGGUGACAAGGAUUGAUGAGGAUAAGAUCAUCCUUACUGAAGUACUUCCAGAUGACAAAGAAAAGCCAGAUCACACUGAUGGUGAGGUGACCACGCUCGAAGUGAGAGUUGAGAAACUUGUCGAUGAGGAGAAGCCAGAUCACAUUGAUGGGGAGGUGACCAAGCUUGAUGUGAGGGUUGAGAAACUUGACAAGGAUGAGCCACUGGAGGCUGCUGUUAUUGAGGAGAAAGUUCUCCCUGAGCCAGAAGUGUGUGUUGAGCAACCUGGAAUCACCUGUAUUCUCACAACAGAGGUGACAAGGAUUGAUGAGGAUAAGAUCAUCCUUACUGAAGAACUUCCAGAUGACAAAGAAAAGCCAGAUCACGCUGAUGGUGAGGUGACCACGCUCGAAGUGAGCGUUGAGAAACUUGUCGAUGAGGAGAAGCCAGAGCACAUUGAUGGGGAGGUGACCACACUCGAAUUGAGUGUUGAGAAACUUGACAAGGAUGAGCCACUGGAGGCUGCUGUUAUUGAGGAGAAAGUUCUCCCUGAGCCUGAAGUGUGUGUUGAGCAACCUGGAAUCACCUGUAUUCUCACUACAGAGGUGACAAGGAUUGAUGAGGAUAAGAUCAUCCUUACUGAUGAACUUCCAGAUGACAAAGAAAAGUCAGAUCACACUGAUGGUGAGGUGACCACACUCGUAGUGAGGGUUGAGAAACUUGUCGAUGAGGAGAAGCCAGAUCACACCGAUGGUGAGGUUACCACGCUCGAAGUGAGGGUUGAGAAACUUGACGAGGAUGAGCCACUGGAGGCUGCUGUUAUUGAGGAGAAAGUUCUCCCUGAGCCUGAAGUGUGUGUUGAGCAACCUGGAAUCACCUGUAUUCUCACUACAGAGGUGACAAGGAUUGACGAGGAUAAGAUCAUCCUUACUGAAGAACUUCCAGAUGACAAAGAAAAGCCAGAUCACACUGAUGGUGAGGUGACCACGCUCGAAGUGAGGGUUGAGAAACUUGUCGAUGAGGAGGAGCCAGAUCACAUUGAUGGGGAGGUGACCACGCUCGAAGUGAGGGUUGAGAAACUUGUCGAUGAGGAGGAGCCAGAUCACAUUGAUGGGGAGGUGACCACGCUUGAUGUGAGGGUUGAGAAACUUGACAAGGAUGAGCCACUGGAGGCUGCUGUUAUUGAGGAGAAAGUUCUCCCUGAGCCUGAAGUGUGUGUUGAGCAACCUGGAAUCACCUGUAUUCUCACAACAGAGGUGACAAGGAUUGAUGAGGAUAAGAUCAUCCUUACUGAUGAACUUCCAGAUGACAAAGAAAAGCCAGAUCACACUGAUGGUGAGGUGACCACGCUCGAAGUGAGGGUUGAGAAACUUGUCGAUGAGGAGAAGCCAGAUCACACCGAUGGUGAGGUUACCACGCUCGAAGUGAGGGUUGAGAAACUUGACGAGGAUGAGCCACUGGAGGCUGCUGUUAUUGAGGAGAAAGUUCUCCCUGAGCCUGAAGUGUGUGUUGAGCAACCUGGAAUCACCUGUAUUCUCACUACAGAGGUGACAAGGAUUGAUGAGGAUAAGAUCAUCCUUACUGAAGUACUUCCAGAUGACAAAGAAAAGCCAGAUCACACUGAUGGUGAGGUGACCACGCUCGAAGUGAGAGUUGAGAAACUUGUCGAUGAGGAGAAGCCAGAUCACAUUGAUGGGGAGGUGACCAUGCUUGAUGUGAGGGUUGAGAAACUUGACAAGGAUGAGCCACUGGAGGCUGCUGUUAUUGAGGAGAAAGUUCUCCCUGAGCAUGAAGUGUGUGUAGUACAACCUGGAAUCACAUGUAUUCUCACUACAGAGGUGACAAGGAUUGAUGAGGAUAAGAUCAUCCUUACUGAUGAACUUCCAGAUGACAAAGAAAAGUCAGAUCACACUGAUGGUGAGGUGACCACACUCGUAGUGAGGGUUGAGAAACUUGUCGAUGAGGAGAAGCCAGAUCACACCGAUGGUGAGGUUACCACGCUCGAAGUGAGGGUUGAGAAACUUGACGAGGAUGAGCCACUGGAGGCUGCUGUUAUUGAGGAGAAAGUUCUCCCUGAGCCUGAAGUGUGUGUUGUACAACCUGGAAUCACCUGUAUUCUCACAACAGAGGUGACAAGGAUUGAUGAGGAUAAGAUCAUCCUUACUGAUGAACUUCCAGAUGACAAAGAAAAGCCAGAUCACACUGAUGGUGAGGUGACCACGCUCGAAGUGAGAGUUGAGAAACUUGUCGAUGAGGAGAAGCCAGAUCACAUUGAUGGGGAGGUGACCACGCUUGAUGUGAGGGUUGAGAAACUUGACAAGGAUGAGUCACUGGAAGCUGCUGUUAUGGAGGAGAAAAUUCUCCCUGAGCCUGAAGUGUGUGUUGAGCAACCUGGAAUCACCUGUAUUCUCACAACAGAGGUGACAAGGAUUGAUAAGGAUAAGAUCAUCCUGACUGAUGAACUUCCAGAUGACAAAGAAAAGUCAGAUCACACUGAUGGUGAGGUGACCACACUCGUAGUGAGGGUUGAGAAACUUGUCGAUGAGGAGAAGCCAGAUCACACCGAUGGUGAGGUUACCACGCUCGAAGUGAGGGUUGAGAAACUUGACAAGGAUGAGCCACUGGAGGCUGCUGUUAUUGAGGAGAAAGUUCUCCCUGAGCCUGAAGUGUGUGUUGAGCAACCUGGAAUCACCUGUAUUCUCACAACAGAGGUGACAAGGAUUGAUGAGGAUAAGAUCAUCCUUACUGAAGAACUUCCAGAUGACAAAGAAAAGCCAGAUCACGCUGAUGGUGAGGUGACCACGCUCGAAGUGAGGGUUGAGAAACUUGUCGAUGAGGAGAAGCCAGAGCACAUUGAUGGGGAGGUGACCACACUCGAAUUGAGUGUUGAGAAACUUGACAAGGAUGAGCCACUGGAGGCUGCUGUUAUUGAGGAGAAAGUUCUCCCUGAGCCUGAAGUGUGUGUUGAGCAACCUGGAAUCACCUGUAUUCUCACAACAGAGGUGACAAGGAUUGAUGAGGAUAAGAUCAUCCUUACUGAUGAACUUCCAGAUGACAAAGAAAAGCCAGAUCACACUGAUGGUGAGGUGACCACACUCGAAGUGAGAGUUGAGAAACUUGUCAAUGAGGAGAAGCCAGAUCACAUUGAUGGGGAGGUGACCACGCUCGAAGUGAGGGUUGAGAAACUUGACAAGGAUGAGCCACUGGAGGCUGCUGUUAUUGAGGAGAAAGUUCUCCCUGAGCCUGAAGUGUGUGUUGUACAACCUGGAAUCACCUGUAUUCUCACUACAGAGGUGACAAGGAUUGAUGAGGAUAAGAUCAUCCUUACUGAAGUACUUCCAGAUGACAAAGAAAAGCCAGAUCACACUGAUGGUGAGGUGACCACGCUCGAAGUGAGGGUUGAGAAACUUGUCGAUGAGGAGAAGCCAGAUCACAUUGAUGGGGAGGUGACCACGCUUGAUGUGAGGGUUGAGAAACUUGACAAGGAUGAGCCACUGGAGGCUGCUGUUAUUGAGGAGAAAGUUCUCCCUGAGCCUGAAGUGUGUGUUGAGCAACCUGGAAUCACCUGUAUUCUCACAACAGAGGUGACAAGGAUUGAUAAGGAUAAGAUCAUCCUUACUGAUGAACUUCCAGAUGACAAAGAAAAGUCAGAUCACACUGAUGGUGAGGUGACCACACUCGUAGUGAGGGUUGAGAAACUUGUCGAUGAGGAGAAGCCAGAUCACACCGAUGGUGAGGUUACCACAUUCGAAGUGAGGGUUGAGAAACUUGACGAGGAUGAGCCACUGGAGGCUGCUGUUAUUGAAGAGAAAGUUCUCCCUGAGCCUGAAGUGUGUGUUGUACAACCUGGAAUCACCUGUAUUCUCACAACAGAGGUGACAAGGAUUGACGAGGAUAAGAUCAUCCUUACUGAUGAACUUCCAGAUGACAAAGAAAAGCCAGAUCACACUGAUGGUGAGGUGACCACACUCGAAGUGAGAGUUGAGAAACUUGUCGAUGAGGAGAAGCCAGAUCACAUUGAUGGGGAGGUGACCACGCUUGAUGUGAGGGUUGAGAAACUUGACAAGGAUGAGCCACUGGAGGCUGCUGUUAUUGAGGAGAAAGUUCUCCCUGAGCCUGAAGUGUGUGUUAUACAACCUGGAAUCACCUGUAUUCCCAUGACAGAGGGGACAGUGAUUAAUGCAGAAAAGAUCAUCCUUACUCGAGAACUUCCAGACGACAAAGAAAAGCCAGAUCAGACUGAUGGUGAGAUGACCAUGAUUGAAUUGAGCGUUGAGAAACUUGAUAAGGAUCAGCCACAGGAGGCUGAUGAAACAAAAGGACCAAAUAUUGACCAAGAUGCACCUCUGAGUUUGGAUGAAAUGUCUGAUAAUGUGGUGGAAAUUAUAGAUUCCAUUAAAAAGGACCAAGAAAUCACAUAUGUUACCCUGACCACUGUGCGUAGGAUUGAAAGUGAAAAGAGUGAAAUAGUUCCAGAAGACAUAGAAAAGCCAGAUCAGCGUGAUGGUUACGUGGAUGAGCCACAGGAGGCUGAUCAAACAAUUUUUGUCACAACGACAACAGGACCAAAAAUAGUUGCACCUCAGAAUCUGGAUGAAACAUCUGUUAUUGAAGAGAAAAUCCACAUGGACCAUGAAUCUGAUGCACAGGCCACUACAGAGGAUAAGGAAUUCUCCCAUGUUGAUCUUACACUGGAGGCUAGCACUGACACAGAACAGACAGAAAAGCCUGAGAAACUUCAAAUGGAUGAGCCAAAGAUGGCUGAUGAACCCAUAUGUGAUACCAUUUGUGUCAUCACACUAAAAGAACCACAGGUUUAUCAAGAUGCACCCCAGAGUCUGGAUGAAUUGUCUGUUAGUGAGGACCAAAUCAACAUCAAGCCUGAAGUAUGUGUUGUACAACCUGAGACACGGAUCAUCAUAACAGAGCAUGAAAUCACAUAUGUUCCAGUGACAAAGGAGGCAAUAUUCUCUGAACAAGACCUUAAGGAUUUUGAAGUACAAGAAGAGAAGGGUGAAGUUUAUACAGAUGAUUUUCAUGAUGCAAUUCAGAGUCUGGAUGAAACAUCCGUCACAACAGCAGAGGAGGCAAUGAUUGGUACAGAGCAGACAAGUGUUCUCAGUGAAAAGAUGGCAGAAGAUGAUGUGACCAUGGUUGAGACACAUGACAUGACACAUGACAUGCACAAGCCAGAGAUGGCUGAUGGAACCACUUGUGUUAGGAUCGCAAAAGGACCAAAGAUAGAAAAAGUUCAGGCAAGUAUUACACGUAAAACCUUGCCAGAAAGCAAACAUAAGACAACAACUGACGUUCUUCAUCUCAAGGAGGCAAGAGUUCACAUGCAUGAGACGCAGGGGGAUGCAAUUCAGAGUGACACAACUGAACCAUCCUCUGUUGAUUUAUCAGCAAAUCAGCCUUUAAGCCUGGAUGACACGUCUGUUUGUGUGGAGAUAAUUAUCAAGGCCAUUAUAAAGAAGCAUGAAAUGACAUAUGUUACAGUAACAAGGGAGUCAAUAAUUGAUACAAAACAGACAUGUGCCCUGAAUGUACCAGAAGAUAAAGUAAAGCCAGCACACUCUGCUAUUAAGAUGACUGUUCUGGAAGUGAAGGUUGAGACAAAUGACAUGAAUGAGUCACAGAAGUCUGUUGACACGACAGCAGUAGGACCAAAAACUGAUAUCAUUCCAAAGAUUUCCGAGGCGGAAAAAAGACCAGAAAACAAAGCUAGGACCAGAGCUGAUGUUCUGUCAGGGGAGAGUACAGUGAAGUUGAGAGUGGAUGUGCGAAAAAGCAGUGUGGAAAAGCAAGAGGAUGCAGUUCAGAGUGACUCCACAGAACCUUUUGGCGUUGAUUUGUCAGCAGCUGAGACAUUUACAGCAACAGAAAUGAACUUAUGUGAGAGAAACAUCACAAAACCAAGAGAAACUGUGAUUAAGAUCAGCCUCACAGAUCGUGAAGUGCAAGAGGGGCACUCUGAGGUUUCUACAGAAGAUGUUCAUGAUGCACCUCAAAGUCUGGAUGAACCACCUGACAGUUUGAAGGCCAGAGAACAUGAAAGCACGUGUGAUACAGUCACAAAGGAGCCAAGGAUUGAUAAGGAUCAGACAAGUGUCUUGAGUGAAAAAGUACCAGAAGACAAAGAAAAGCCAGAACCGACUGCUGGUGAGAUGACCGUGGUAGAAGUCAAGGUUGAGAAUACUGAUGAUUCACAAAAGAUAUUAGAUGAAAAACCUGAAACAGUGGAUGAAAUCCACAAGGAGGAUGAAAACAUUUCUGUCCCAACAGUCGAAGAUGUAAAGAUAGACAUCAUUGAAACAAGUGUGAUGUGUGAAAGCUUGCCAAAAGAAAGCAAAGUCAAGACAACAGCUGAGAUUCAUUCUGAGGAGACCAGAGUUGAAGGUGAGAAGAAGAGACUGAUCCAGGGACAACGAGGAGAAACAAGAGUCAAAGUAGAGCAACAAGAUAUUCUACUCCUAGAAACAACCACCAGUGAAGGCAAGCUUCAGAGCUUAGGUCUUCGAAAGCAGGAGUUCAGUGCUGAGGUGAAGCUAUCACCUGCUCAAAGACCAGUUUCUGAGGCUGUUCUGGAUGAGAUAACCCAAGUGGGUGGAUUACCUGCUCAGGAAAACAAAGAAGAAAACGUUAUGACGAUGGAGAAACUAGUUGUGGAAGUACCCGAAUGCUCUGCCAUGAGGAAUGUCUUCACAGAGAUACAGCCACUGGUCGGGACUGGACGCAGCAUUCAGGAGGAGGCACCAGAGACGCUGGUGACGCCCACCAAUGAUAUGGAGGCUUGUCUACACAGACUGGUCGCUCAAAUCCUGAGUUGCAAGAAUCGCCCGGCUGAUCUCAGCCCAACAGCAAUGGCCCGGCAGGUGGAGGAAGCUCAGCAGUGCAGAGACGCUGCACAGGCCCAGGUGUCUUUGCUCUGUCACCUGAGAGGAGCUGAUGCUGAGAACGGGGACGUGUUGGACGAUCAGUGGAGCGCCACUGCUCAGGAUGCAGCUGCUGUCAUCCAUAGCAAAGAGGCCGAGCUGCAGCUGGUGAACGACUACUGUGGACAGAUCCAGACAAUCAGGACCACAGUGGAGAGACAGGCCGCAGAACUGGACGAUGUGAAAACGUCUCCAGAACAGAGCAGCUCCAAGGAGGCAGAGAAGCUCUGCUCCAUACAGAAGAACAUGGAGGCAAACAGAACAGUGUUUGGAGACUUGCUCUUGAUCUUCACCAAGUUGUGUCCUCACCUCAGCCAGUCUGAGCGAGCGUCCGCACACGCUGAGCAGAAGAACCUACUCGAGAAGUGGAGAGGCCUGGAGAGAGCCACGGAGAGGAACCUUCAUCACGCAAACGUCACUUCCCAUGAGAUCAGCAGCAUCCAGGCGCAGACGUUAACCCUCCAGGAACACCUGGAUGCAAUUGAGAAAGAUCUUGAGGGCAAAUCUCCUUCAGUUACUCAGUGGAAUUGCAGGAAAGCUCAGCAACUGAUGGAGGCAAAUGCUGAGGUUAAAGCCGCACAGCAGAGAUACCUCUAUCUGCUGCAGAUUUUAGAAACACUGUUGCUCAGCUCACGGUGGGAGGCGGAAACAAAAGAAGUACAACAGCGUUUCCAGACGAUUGAAGAUAAACUGAACCACACCGAGGAGCUAGUGUCCACCCACACCCAGACCAGCAGCAACCCCGUCAUGGAGAAGAUCAUCACAGUGAUGAACGAUGGCCUCGUGUGGGCCAAACAGACCGAGAGUGACAUUGAGGGCAGAAGGAGGAGGGUGCCGCUCCUGCCUGAAGAGGUUCACCACCAGCUCAGAGAUCUGAAGAAGCUGCAGUCUGAGGUCAUGGGCAAACAGGGCCAACUGGAGUUACUGGUGGAGGAAGUGACGGAGCUCCUUCCACAGCUGGACCAAAGCGAGGAGGUGCCCAUGGUUCGUGCUUCUCUUCAAACCCUCGAUCAACUCUCAAACUCCACUUCCGAUAAGCUAGCUGCAGCUGUGAGAGAGAUAGAAUCAGGGCUUCAGACCAGAGAGAAGAUGUCAGAGCAGAUUGCUGAUCUGGAUUCAUGGGUGAUGGCUCAUCUGCACCGAGAGGCCUCCAGGGCUGAAGACGGGGAAUCGAGGAGCCAGGCCGAACUGGAACGUAGAGCUCGUCAGAUACAGGAGACGCUGACUGAGGCUGAUAAACUAGCUGCUGUCUGUGAGGCACUGUUGAUGAAGAGCAGAGAUAUUUCCUCUGAACUCAGUGUCUCAGAGAACUGUCAGCUUUUUGAAAAGCUUUCUAAUCUACAGGAGGACAUCAGAGCUAUUAGCAGCUACGAAAAGACCAACAAGAAGGAGCUGGACGAAGUCCUCCAGACUGUAGAUUCAAACAAGAAAAACCUGGACGCCAUUGAACAAAGCUUGAGGCAGAUGAUGUUGGACCUCAGCAGACACAGGUUCCCCAUCACAACUGAGUCUCUGCAACCUUUGAAGCCUUUCAAAAACCAGAUCCUGGAGCAUAAAUCCCAGAUUGACCUCCUGCAGCCCUGGAUUGCACAGGAAAAGGCAGUAGAACUACACACUGUCAUUUCUGAAAUCCACAACAAAAUCAUCAACCUGGAAACUAAAUCCAGAGACCAUGAGAGGUACCUGAACAUGAGGAAACGUGUGGAGGAGCUCAGGGACCAAGUUCAGGACCAGGUUCGACAAACCAAAGAGGACAGCAAGGGGCUGAAGGAGAAGUACAAAAUCUGUCAGACCCUCCUCAUCCAGUUGCCUCUGGUAAAGUGGUUUUGUGAGGAGGCUCACUCUGAACUUCAGACGAUCAUCUCUGACCUCUACCCUUCUCAGCAGUCAGCAGAAAAACAGAGGCUCAAACAGACCGAGGAGAACCUCGACAUGUGGCAGAUCAUGCUCUACAACAACCUCAGCAUCAUCGAGUGGGACCUGCUCAAGGAACUGGACCUUGAAUCGGUGAAAAAAGACACUCAAGUGUUCCUUGUAUUGGUCCAGCAGCAGCUUCAGAAACACACCGAGCUGGAGCCUCAUGAAGCUGCGGUGAGCGAAGAAUAUCAGAGGGUUCUGUCUUUGAAAAAGACGAUGGAGUCAAAAAUGAGAGUGGUGGAGAUUUUAGAGCAAAAGAAGGGAAAGAGAAAAGACGGAAAACAAGAUCUGACAGUGUUGAGGAACUCUGUCCUCAGCGACUGCGACUCCAGAAUGGAAAGCGUCCUCCAGGCCAGGGAGUCUCUGAGAGGCUACACCAGUGCCGUGAAACGAGCCGCGCUCUUCCUGAAAGACGUCGAGGUCUCUCUGCUGCCACCACACAGCUCUGCUGGACUCUGCAGCGAGAGGCUGGAGGAGAUCCAGAAGGCUUUGUCUGCGCUGCAGCAGCAGUUCCAGACUCACGUGGAGCAGCUCCAGAGUCAGUUCUCUCUGCAUAAUCUCCUGUCGCCGCAGAAGGCCGAGCAGCUCCAGGAGAACAUCCUGAGUCAGCUCCUGGUCAGGAUGUCCUCUCUGCAGGCCAAAGGUCACCACCAGCUGGAGUCUCUCAGCAGGUGUGCAGAACAUCACAGAACUUACAUCAAGUGUGGAGAUGAACUAAUCCAGCGUGUGAAGAGUGCAGAGGAGAGCCUGCUACAGUUCAUCUCUCAGAAACCCACCUGUCUCUCUGACUGCACUGACCAGGAGGCAAAGCUUGCGGCUCUGUGUGAGGAGGAGGAGUCUCUGCUCAGGCGCAUGUACGACAUGAAGGAGUGGUGUCCGGAGCCGAGCUGUCGCGGCGGCAGAGAGGCCGCGGUGACCGCCGUCUGGAAACGAGUGACCAGACUGUGGCGCUGCACCCGGGAGCUGGCAGCUCGCAGUAAACAGAGGAUCGUGGAGUGGACGGAGGUCAACAACAGCGUGGAGAAUGCAUCGACUGUGCUGGACCAGGUGGAGGCGGAGCUCCCUGAUACCUCGCAGGUGAAGGCGUCCGCUGAGGAGCUCCAUGACCUGCUGCAGUCCUGGGAACAGUACCAGGACCGACUGGACUGUGAGCACCGAUCGCUGUCGGCACUGGAACUGCGCGCCGCAAGAAUGCUUGGUGUCCCCGCCCACCUUGAGGAGGCCCCGCCCACUCCACUCUGUCAGCGGCUGCAGGCGAUGCAGGCCCGAUACGGCAGUGUGAAGCAGAGGAGCAGGGAGGGUUUGGAGGCGACCAGGUCAGAGCUGGAGCACAGAGAGAAGGUCCAGAAGGAUCUGCAGGGCGUCAGAGUUUGGCUGCAGGCUGCAGACGCUCUUCUGUCAGAGAUGGAGAGAAACAACAGCACACAAGAGCUGCAGGAGGUCCACAGUCAGCUCUAUACCCAGAAGGCUUUGCUGCAGCGCAUCAUGGAGAGUCUGAAAAUGAAAUACUCUGACAUGGACACGCCCAUCCCGGUCGAGAUCGAGGGUCAAAUGCAGGAGGUCACUCAGUCUCUGCAGGGAGUUGAAGUCAAGGUUGGCAAGGCCGUGGAGAGGAGUGGUCCUGUCCACAGGCUCGGGGCGAAGCUGUCCGAGCUCCAGGCUGGACUGAGGUCAGUUCAGGACAGACUGGACCAGAGGAGCCCGACCGUGAUCGAGGCAAAGGUCACUCAGAAGCGAGUGUGGGACGAGCUGGACGUGUGGCACUCGUGUCUCGCGUCAGUUGAGGUGGACAUGCAGGACCUGGACAAACCUGAAGAGGCGCUUAGCCUCACGGAGAAGCUGGUGGAGGUCCAGCAGCUUCACUCGCAACUGUCCAAACGGGCCGAGCAGAGGACCACGCUCCUCAGCAAGACUCACACGUGGCUUCAGGAGCAUCGCGAGAUGAUCAGCAGCUCCAAGAGCUGGAUGGCAGAAGCUCAGUCGUGGCUCGCUGCUCCCUGCACCUACACCACGUCUAAAUGUCUGAGCAGCCACGUUCAGUCUCUGCAGAUGGUGUUGAGCGACUCGGCUCAGAUCCGCACCACACUGCAGGGCUUCAGCUCGGUGCUGCAGGAAAUGUCUCAGGUGUGCGAGGUCACCGCCCUCAAACAGCAGCUGCUGGACGCCGACCACCAGGUGGCCGAAGUUCAAGACGGCUUCACCGCUCCUCUGGCUCACCUGCAGCACGCCGCCGCCGAGGUGGAGGCCAUCGAGAGCGAGGUCAGGAGGAUGGAGAACGACGUCACGGAGAUCAAGACUUCCUUAUCGUCUCCAGAGGCUUUCCCCAGUCCGCGAGAGGAGCACCUGAAGGGGGUCGAGCGAAGGAUCCAGUCCAUGAGGAAAACAGUGGCCGAGAUCCAGAGGUGUAAGCCAGGCCUUUGUCUUCCAGAGAAGGCAGAGGAGACUCUGACUGUCUUCUCUGUUGUGGAUCAGCUCCAGACUCAGCUGCUGGAACUGGAAAAGAAAGUCCCUGCUCUGUUCAUCCAGCAGCCGGCGACACCGGUCCAAACCAAAGCACAGUCAGCCGAGCAGAAGACCAGCGAGGUGGAGGACGAGAAGGAAGACGCAGAGGACGGCCACAUCAAAAUUGUCCACGUGGAAGACGACGUCCUGAGGAGAAGUGGAGCCGCGCUGUUGACCGUGGAGCGGUCAACACCUGAGCAGAGACGGUCGCCUGACCCCGCUCAGGCGGCUCUGGGACAAUCGACCAAUGUUUGCGGCUUUGCUGUGAAUUCAUCACAACACGAGCACCAAGGCAAAGUGCUUGAAGCUGAAGAAGCCGCAGAGAAAAAAGACAGCAGUGAGGAGCAGGGAGGUGUUUGGUGGUGGCUCUGGGAAACUUUCCUGGGCUCUUCUGCUCCUCCACAGGAGGUGACGGAGGUUUCAGGUCCAGAGGUGUCUGAAGCUCCAGAAGCUGCUCCUGAGGUUUCAGGUCCAGAGGAGUCUGAAGCUCCAGAAGCUGCUCCUGAGGUUUCAGGUCCAGAGGAGUCUGAAGCUCCAGAAGCUGCUCCUGAGGUUUCAGGUCCAGAGGAGUCUGAAGCUCCAGAAGCUGCUGCAGGACAAGGCUCUGAACACAGUCCAGAAGAGACACAGGAUGUUGAGGGCGACACUGACAUCACAGGAGCAAGUUCAUCAGAGGCUUUAUCAAACCCUGUGGGCACAGUCACAGCUCAGUCCCUGCCUGAGAGCAUGGUAAACACCACCGUAACCACCGUAAAAGCCUCCAAACCCGACUCUGACCCCCAGCAGAAAUGUGUCGUCUCCUAAAUCUAGAGCUUAGAACCUUCUCCCUUCUUCUAGGAGCAAUCCUGCCACACCAGUGUUUUCUACAACUUUUGAGUCUGUCAAUCUUCUCACCUCUUUGAUUUAUGACUUUUAAAUCAAUUCAACAAUCAAAUAUAGAUUUAAAGGCUUGUCUUACAUUUUCUAGAAUUUAACACUUAGUCUUUGUGAUCAAGUUAUCCUUAGCAAAGUCUAUAAUUCCAAACUGUACCUCUACCCUACAAAAUAUGUUUUCUAGAACUAAAUCUCCAACAAAUACAACUACAACUGAAAAAUAUAUCUGCCACAAAAUCUAAACUUACCAACACUGGCGCCUCAGUCCAGAGCUCAGAUGAUGGUCCUGCGUGGCUCUUUUUCUCGACAAUGUCCUUAUGACUCAUCGUUUCAUCUCAAAACUAGAACAUUUUUUUUUAGUUUCUUCUACAGCCUGCUUUAGAACUACCAAACCUUUCCAGAUCCCACUUAAAAGGACCAGUAUCUUCUGGAAUUACGUCUUGGAGAAAAUUGAAACUCAAACCCAAGAUUCCAGAUGAAAAUCUGAACCUCCCUCUCGUACGAACUCCCUUCUUCUUGAUCCGUCGACGUCUUCUAGAACUUUUAUCCUUUCUCUGCAAUAAAACCCUUCAAACUCCUGAUCUUUGGUAGAACCAAAUCUAGAACCUCGGCCACUUCUAAUCUACCAACCAUAGAACUUCUUCUAGAAUAAUGCUACGAUUCCAAGGUUUCGGGAAUCUUCUAGGACUCACUUGAGGCUUUGUCCAAAACUGCCAAAAAAUUGAAACGUUUAGAAAUUAGUCUAGAUAGAUAGAUAUAGAUAUUAGUCAGCUACUUCUAAUCUAGAUCUUCCAGUUUCUCCAAACGUAGAACUCUUCCUAGCCAAGACUCCCAGGUCUUGGGGAAUCUUCUGGAACGAGACCUGGAGCUCACUUUUUUCCAAAAACUGCUGACCUUGUAACUUCUAGAAAUGAUUAUUCUUCUCUAGACCUAAAGUCUAGAACACCUGACGUGUUCUAACACAGACCCCUAGAUGCCCCAACUUCUUCUAGAUAUCUCAAACGCUACAGUGCAUUUACAUGGCAGAGAAUUCCAGAUUUGUGUGGCCUAUGUUUACACAGGACUUUUGCAUUGGUAUUAAAAGUAUAAAUGAAAAAUAAAGGAUGGGGGGAAGCAGUUUUUUUGGGAGGUUAAUGCGUGUGUUUUACGUGAAGGAUUCAGAGUCUGAACAGAGUCUGCGGUCGUCAGGGUAACGGUUGUUAGAGAGCAGACUUUCUGAGGUGGAUGGUGUUUAACAGUCAUGGGUUCGUGUUUUUAUAAAAAGGCAGAAACAAACAAAGUGUCCUUAUUUUUGUGAACCAUAUUUUUUUAAUGUGUCUCUUAGGGAUCGGUGAUUUAAAGAAAGCUUAUUGUUUUACUGUCUGAGCUCAUUUUUGCAAGUAAAUAAACGUUGUCUGCUUGCUUCUAUGCAUCUGCCAUUUUUAUUUCCAUAAGCUAAAUAUGACAUAAAAUAAACUGUUGUUAACACAGUUGUUCAGCAUAAUCAGAUUUACUCUCCACGGGACAGAUUUUAGUGAUUAUUUUCAGAUGAUUGUGGCCAUGAAAAUGCACUGGUUUGAAAGUGAUUAACACUCUGCCGCUGCAGGUGAAAACCUCCAUAUGUCAUUCACUUUAGAUUUCAUCGGUUUGGAAAACUGCAAGUUGCACUAAAUCAACAGCAACGAUAAAAGAUUGACGUAAAAAUAAAAACUAAAAGCCUAAAAGGCUUUGGACGUGUGAGGUUUCCAUGUGCGGUCAUACUGAGAUGUCUCACGUUCUAUUAUAUAGCAUGUGCUGAACCUGUAAAUUGUCUUUCCACUCUGUCCACAUAUCCACACAUGAUACACAAAUACAAACAAUAAACCACCA